GAAGAAAGAGAAAUGGCAGGGAGCGGAGACAAUUUGCAGAGCGGUGAAGGCAACAACAGCAACCCCGAUGUUCCACUGUUCGGAGUGGUGGUGGGUGGAGUAGGGGGCGUGGUCUUAUUGUCAGUUACGGUCACAGUACUCAGUGUUGCAUGUAUCUACUGCUGCAAAAGGAGACACAGGCAGAGUGGGCCACUGAGUGUGGCAACAUCUGCUGCAGGCUCUGGUGUUAACAAUGAAGAUGAUGUGAGAUUGCUGACUAUGAGACAGAGGGAACUAACAUCUCCUCUGCCUGGUUCUGCUCCACCACCGUCAAGUGGUUUUCUCCACACCUCACCUCUCCAGACUUCUAACUCGGCUUUCAUCACACUCGACGGGUCACAUUACCCCAGGAGAGCUGGCAGAGCUCUAUGA
Messenger RNA from Geodia barretti, 411 nucleotides. Lineage: Eukaryota; Metazoa; Porifera; Demospongiae; Tetractinellida; Geodiidae. The record is from the annotation of a GenBank genome assembly.